AUGAAGAUCAUUGCACAUCACGUUAGAGACGUAAUACUAAACGCUCUAUCCACAUGCAUAGGCCAGAAGGCGUUGCAAGAACAUCUGCCGUAUCUAUCGGUAGUAUCGGCAAAUCCGAAGUUCGGCGAUUUUCAGUGGAACGAUGCUAUUUCGCUAUAUAAGGCAAUAGGCUCCUCGUUGCAAGUUGGAAGCCCAAAGGAACUUGCAGAACUUGUCAAGUCACACAUUGUCUCACCCACAUUCUCAACAGUCAACGUCUCGCCACAGGGGUUCCUCACAGUCACACUAUCCAAGGAAUUUCUAGAAGAAGAAAUACGCAACUUAUGCAAAAAUGGAGUACAGGUCACUCAAGCACCCAAAGGAUUUCGGGUAGCAGUUGACUUCUCAUCACCAAACAUCGCCAAGGAGAUGCACGUAGGGCAUCUCAGAUCAACGAUUAUUGGUGAAUCACUCUGCCGCAUACUAGAGUUGCAUGGAUACGAUGUGCUUAGAAUCAACCACCUGGGGGACUGGGGAACACACUUUGGUUUGCUAGUGGAGUACAUGCUUGAAAAACAUCCGGAUUUCAUGACAAAUGUGCCGAGCAUCAGCGAUUUCACACAAUUCUACAAAGAGGCAAAGACACUUAUGGAUGCUGACGCAGAAUUUAAAGCAAGAAGCAGGAAAAGGGUUGUCAUGCUGCAGAGUGGCGACGAACUAUCCAUCAAGGUAUGGAAAUUGCUGUGCGACAUAAGUGAACGUGAAUUCGCCAAGAUAUACAAAAUGUUGGAUAUCACAAUAGAAAAUCGCGGAGAGUCAUUCUAUAAUGACAUGAUACCACAUGUCGUCAACGAACUCAGAGAAAAGAAUCUUGUAGUGGAAUCAGAGGGGGCACAAUGUAUUUUCACAAGCGUCAGCUCAGUACCAUUAAUGGCAAUCAAAAGUGAUGGCAGCUACGGAUACGACUCCACUGACCUGGCUUGUAUCAAGUACCGUAUACAGGAACUUGGGAGCAAGUGGAUCAUAUAUGUCACCGAUAUAGGCCAAUCUGAACACUUUAUGAAGAUAUUUGAAGCCGCACGAAUGGCAGGGUGGACCAAAGUAGGCAGCGAAGAGGUCAGGAUAGACCAUCUAGGCUUUGGAAUGGUGCAGGAUGCGUCGGGGAACAAGUUCAAGACACGUUCAGGAGAUACUGUGAAGCUAAUCACAUUACUCGAUGAGGCUGUCUCACGAGCCACCGUAGAGCUCGAGGCGCGUAUCAAGGCACGAAUGGAAGAGGGAGAAACAGAUACUGAUGUAAACAUAAAAGAGGUAGCCCAAGUGCUUGGUUAUGGAGCUGUGAAGUAUUUCGAACUUAGGCAAACUAUCGCAAACAACUACAAAUUCUCAUUCGACCACAUGCUAGACCCCAGGGGAAACACUGCAGUUUACCUGCUCUAUGCCUAUGCGCGUAUUUGCCAGAUAUUCCACAAGGCAGGGAUAGACCCAGAGUCUUUGCAACCGGAACAACUUAAUCUAACGCACCCCGCUGAAAUUGCGCUCGCCAAAAACAUCCUAAGGCUGCCAGCAGUGCUCAAACAAAUCACUGUUGACUUCCUCAUCAGCAAAUUGGCAGACUUCGUAUACACGCUCAGUGUUGAAUUUUCGGCAUUCUACAAACAGUGCAAGGUUAUCGGAGAUGCAAACGAGACUACAAGGUUGCUUUUGUGCCACGCAACUAAAACCGUCAUGAAGACCGCAUUCCAGUUAUUAGGGAUCAAACCAUUAGACCGAAUAUAA
Babesia sp. Xinjiang is the source of this 1758-nucleotide messenger RNA. It is a transcript of the gene argS, whose product is annotated as Arginine--tRNA ligase. The record is from RefSeq and is a predicted model, not a curated record. Lineage: Eukaryota; Apicomplexa; Aconoidasida; Piroplasmida; Babesiidae. The transcript has 7 exons. Gene Ontology annotation, molecular function: arginine-tRNA ligase activity; ATP binding. The coding region runs from base 1 to 1758 and encodes 585 amino acids. Gene Ontology annotation, biological process: arginyl-tRNA aminoacylation. Gene Ontology annotation, cellular component: cytoplasm.